Armigeres subalbatus is the source of this 1594-nucleotide messenger RNA. It is a transcript of the gene Pex3, whose product is annotated as peroxisomal biogenesis factor 3. The transcript has a single exon. The coding region runs from base 204 to 1334 and encodes 376 amino acids. NCBI's taxonomy places the organism in Eukaryota, Metazoa, Arthropoda, Insecta, Diptera, Culicidae. Gene Ontology annotation, cellular component: peroxisomal membrane. Gene Ontology annotation, molecular function: protein-macromolecule adaptor activity. Gene Ontology annotation, biological process: protein import into peroxisome membrane. The record is from RefSeq and is a predicted model, not a curated record.
ACAGCUGCCUGAAAAUCCCAAAAGUACAAGAAACCAUCAGAUAAGCCAUUCAAUCAAAAUCAAUUUGAUCGUCGCGUAUCAAUAAAAUAAAAAGUUGAGUCGAAUCGUAAUCUUCACCGUGACCGCGAGAGCCUCUUGACCUUACAGCGCACCACGCUGCUGCAACAAGCGAUAAAAAUAACCCAACUAUAGCAAAGUGCAAAAUGUUGGCUGCUAUCAAAGAUUUCUUCUACCGUCAUCGGAGGAAGUUUAUUACGACGGGCGUUCUUCUGGGGAGUGGAAUAUUUCUGAUCAAAAUCGUCCAGUACAAAUUACGCGAGUUCCAGGAACGACAGGCGAAAGAAAUUGCCGAGAAGUUCAAACGGAUGCAACAUUUCGAAUCGACGGAACGGACAUGCAACCAAACGAUAGUGGGGCUUUCUCCCACUGUUUCGGACAAAGCACUGAAGGACUUGAGCACUUCGGAGGUUUUGGAAAAACUUCGUUCCAACCCGGAUAACAAACUGGAGCUUUGGGACGAGCUUAAGAUUUUAGCGUUCAGCAGAAUUGUGGCACUCGUUUAUGCUGCAUCGAUGCUGGCCGUGACCCUAAAGGCCCAGAUCAAUUUGCUCGGGGGAUAUUUGUACAAGGAUACAGUCGGACAGGACGAUAAGCAAAUUACGCUGGACAUUCAAACUAUGUAUCUUUCGACGAUUCAGUACUUUAUGGGAGAUGGCUUGGAUCGGCUUAUGGAGGUAAUCAGAAGGAAUGUGACGGAAGUGAUGCAGCGAUAUAGCCUUAAGCAGCAGCUCUCUCUGGCUGAUGCAGAGACUUUGUUCUGGUCAAUUCAGAUGGCGUUGAAUAACGAUGAGCAAAGCCCCACAAAGAACAUCGCAAAAUAUACUCUUCCGCAGGAAGUGAAUCGAAACGACGUACUCGGACAGAUGCACGAUGAAACACUCGACGUUCUGGAGAGUGCGGAAUUGAUCGACGUUUGUUUAUCAAACGUGACAAAUGGAUUCUCGCUGAUCGUCGACAAGCUGGCAGAGUACUAUGCUGAAGCGGAACCGUCUCAAACGAUUCCUUCCACGUCGAAGUCUGCCCUGAAUGUGGACAGUCUGUCAAAUAUCAACAAUAUCAAAAUUUCGCUUGCGAAGCUGAUUCCCAUUGUUAAUGGAUUAACGUCGAAGGCGCUCGGCAGUCUCGUUGGGGGAGGGCCGUCGGGUGCAUCUAACGGGUUGAAUGGGCUGGAGGUCAGACGUAACGACAUGAUGUCGUCGCUGGUGGCACGCUUUAUGCAGUCGGAGAAGCUUAAAACACUCGGCGUCAACGUGUACGAAACCUUCUGUCAGUAGAGGGAGUUUUUUUUCGUUGCAUUUCCGACCAGUGAGGUUCAAAGAGUUACAUUCGCGCGAUAGGGUGUUAAGGUUUUUUUUUCUAUUAUGGAAAUCGAAGAUAGAUCAGGUUUAGGUGAAAAGACUUAUAAUGUUUAAGCAAAGGAUUGAUGGUACAGGAAAACAGAAUGAAAUAAGAGAUUUUAUAAAAAAAAACAAUGUCAAAACUGUAUUAAAAUAAAAUUUAAUCUUAUGCAAUAAAUAGUUUGCUUAACAGGAAA